Prorocentrum cordatum is the source of this 322-nucleotide messenger RNA. The record is from the annotation of a GenBank genome assembly. NCBI's taxonomy places the organism in Eukaryota, Dinophyceae, Prorocentrales, Prorocentraceae.
GAUGGUGCACAUUGUAGACGUUUCUUGCCUGGUGGCGCAAUUUGCAGUCAUUUUGCUGUGGUGGGCCACCCUCACCAUCGAAGACUCCACAGGAUCUAUCUAUGGCUUGCAGUAUGCCGUUGUCGUGUGCUGUUGGAGCAUCUUCACGGGGGCAGUCCUCGUGAGCAUAGCUUUUGACAUCCCAUACCUCGUCGAGAACCUCGGCGAUCUGAAGGUCAGGACGGCCUCUUCCUCGCUGGACUCCGUGGGGCACGUGAACAGCUCCUUCAAGCAGGUGGCCCGCAUCCUGCUGAACCUCGCCCUGUCGAUCACCAGCUGGAAC